GUCACAGUGUGGCCUGUUUACCGCCUCCCUGCUCCGGGAGUGGUCACCAUCAGAUGGACAACCUGCCACUUUGUGUCCCCGCCUGUCUGCCGGGUACCCGUGAAUCUGGACCAGCAGGACCUCCGAAUCUGGCACUAGGUAACGAUGAGUUCUUCAGUAAGAAGGAAAGGCAAGCCAGGCAAAGGAGGUGGUAAAGGAGCUUCUAGAGGAGGAAGAGGAAGCAGGAGCCACACUAAUAAAUCUCAUGGGGCUGGCAGCGGUGGCGGUGGCGGUGGUGGCACUAGGAAGGCUUCAAGUAGAAUUUGGGAUGAUGAAGAUGACUUUUGUAUCUUCGGUGAAUCAAAGCGAUCAUCCAGACCAAGCAACAGUAGCCUGAACAAAGAGGAGGCACGCACUAAAUGGAAACCCAAGGCCAAAGUGCCACUCCAGACCCUCUGUAUGACCUCAGAGAAUCAAGAAAAAGUAAAGGCUCUUCUGCGAGACCUACAAGAACAAGAUGCUGAUGCUGGAUCUGAAAGAGGUAUUUCCAUUGAAGAGGAAGAUGACGAGCCUGAUUGUUGCGACGAGGAGCAGUACUGGUUAGCGGGGCCAGAACUCGCCCUGGUUCCUGACUCAGAUGUCUUGGAAUGUGUGGGCUCAGGCCCCGUGCAGCCUUGGGUUCCAGAAGUCACAGUCUCCCCAUUUGCAGCACAGAGACUUUCCAGAUAUGGUUUCCACAUUGAACGCUGUCAGGCAGCCCUGAGGAUUUGUGAUGGAGAUUUGGGGGCAGCCCUGGAGCACCUGCUGACUCAGUGUUUUGCAGAGACAUUUGGAGAGAAGAUGAAAAUGUCCAAGGCAGCUGGCCGUGUAAGCUUGCAUGAGUGUGUAGAACAGCGACAGGAAGAGGCUCUUGCUCUCAAAUCCAUCUGUGGAGAAAAAUUUGUAGAAAGAAUUCAGAACAGAGUCUGGACCAUUGGAUUGGAACUGGAGUAUCUGACAAGUAAAUUCUGCAAGUCCAAGCAAAAGGAAAGCAAAAAUGUACAAGACACUUCACUUGAAACCUGCAGAUUUUACCUAAAAGGAAAUUGUAAAUUUGGAUCAAGAUGCAAAUUCAAACAUGAAGUGCCCCCAAAUCAAAUUGUUGGAAGAGCUGAAAAAAUUGUAGAUGACUCUCAUCUUAAUGCUAAUGAAGACGUGUCUUUUUUAUAUGAGCUUGAAAUUCGAUUUCCAAAAGACCAUAAAUACCCCUACCAAGCUCCCCUUGUGGCAUUUUAUUCCACCAAUGAGAAUCUACCUCUGACUUGCCGUUUACAUAUUUCUGAGUUCCUUUAUGGCAGAGCUUUGACAUUUGCAGAAACUUCAGAACCUGUUGUAUAUUCUUUGAUAACCCUUUUAGAGGAAGAAUCAGAAAUUGUCAAGUUACUAACAAACACACAGCACAAGUACAGUGUCCCUCCUGUGAACUUUCUGCCCGCACCCUCUGGGACCAGAAUAAAUAAUCCUGCCUGUCGUAAACCAGCAAUUCCAAGUAAUUCUUCUGUUUCAAGUCAAACUCCAGGAGUUGAAAAAGAAUCAGAACCUGAAGAGGAGGCAGAUGAGGAAGAAGGUCCUGUGCCUGUUAUAGUAGAGAAUGAAAGCUACGUCAACCUGAAGAGAAAGAUUUCCAAGAGAUAUGACUGGCAGGCAAAGUCGGUUCAUGCUGAAAAUAGUAAAAUCUGCAAGCAGUUCCAAAUGAAACAGGCUUCCAGACAGUUCCAGUCAGUGCUACAGGAAAGACAAUCUCUGCCUGCUUGGGAAGAAAGAGAAAACAUUCUUAAAUUGUUAAGCAAGCACCAAGUGGUUGUCAUAAGUGGUAUGACUGGAUGUGGGAAAACCACACAGAUUCCACAGUUUAUUCUGGAUGAUUCUCUGAGCGGGCCCCCUGAGAAGGUGGCUAACAUCAUCUGUACCCAGCCUCGACGGAUCUCUGCAAUCUCUGUUGCCGAACGAGUUGCCAAAGAAAGAGCCGAAAGGGUGGGUCUGACCGUGGGAUACCAGAUUCGAUUAGAAAGCGUCAAGUCCUCGGCCACCAGACUGUUAUACUGCACCACCGGAGUGCUGCUGAGAAGGCUGGAAGGGGACACAGCUCUGCAAGGAGUCACCCACAUCAUUGUUGAUGAAGUUCAUGAGAGAACAGAAGAAAGUGACUUCUUGCUGCUGGUCUUGAAGGAUAUUGUGUUGCAGAGACCAAAUCUUCAAGUUAUUUUAAUGAGUGCGACUUUAGAUGCUGAACUCUUCUCAGAAUAUUUCAAUUCCUGCCCAGUUAUUACUAUACCAGGUCGUACCUUUCCUGUGGAUCAGUUUUUUCUGGAAGAUGCAAUUGCUGUGACAAGGUACGUCUUACAUGAUGGGAGCCCAUAUAUGCGCUCCAUGAAACAGAUUGCAAAGGAGAAGCUUAAAGCAAGGCGCAACAGAACCGCCUUUGAAGAAGUGGAAGAAGACCUGCGGCUGUCCCUUCACUUCCAGGACCAGGACUCCGUCAAAGACGCAGUGCCCGAUCAACAGUUAGAUUUCAAGCAGCUCCUGGCUCGCUACAAAGGAAUUAGCAAAUCAGUCAUCAAAACAAUGUCCAUGAUGGAUUUUGAAAAGGUCAAUCUUGAAUUAAUAGAAGCCUUAUUGGAGUGGAUUGUGGAUGGCAAGCACUCCUAUCCUCCAGGUGCUGUACUUGUAUUUUUACCAGGACUAGCAGAAAUCAAAAUGCUGUAUGAACAGCUGCAGUCUAACUGUCUUUUCAACAACAGACGUAGCAAUCGAUGUAUUAUUCACCCACUGCACUCGUCUUUAUCCAGUGAAGAGCAGCAGGCCGUGUUUAUAAAACCUCCCGUAGGGGUGACUAAGAUUAUAAUUUCCACCAACAUUGCUGAGACGUCUGUAACCAUUGAUGACGUGGUGUAUGUCAUCGACUGUGGGAAAAUGAAAGAAAAGAGAUAUGAUGCCAGCAAAGGGAUGGAAAGUCUAGAGGAUACUUUUGUGUCUCAGGCCAAUGCUCUGCAAAGGAAAGGCCGCGCAGGCCGUGUGGCCUCGGGGGUCUGCUUCCAUUUAUUCACCAGCCACCACUACAACCACCAGCUGUUAAAGCAGCAGCUUCCAGAGAUACAAAGGGUGCCCCUGGAGCAGCUGUGUCUAAGAAUCAAAAUCUUAGACAUGUUUAGCACUCACAGUCUCCAGUCCGUGUUCUCCCGGCUCAUUGAACCACCACACACUGAUUCUCUCCGAGCCUCAAAAGUUCGGUUACGCGACUUGGGAGCGCUAACUCCAGAUGAGAAGUUGACCCCUCUAGGGUACCACUUGGCCUCUCUGCCCGUGGACGUGAGAAUCGGCAAACUGAUGCUUUUUGGGUCUAUCUUCCGUUGUUUGGACCCUGCACUCACCAUUGCUGCUAGUUUGGCCUUUAAGUCUCCUUUUGUGUCUCCCUGGGAUAAGAAAGAGGAAGCUAACCAGAAGAAGUUGGAAUUUGCCGUUGCAAACAGUGAUUAUCUGGCCCUUCUCCGAGCAUAUAAGGGGUGGCAGCUGAGUACAAGAGAAGGCAUGCAUGCGAGUUACAAUUACUGCAGACAAAACUUCUUGUCGGGAAGAGCUCUGCAGGAAAUGGCCAGCCUCAAACGACAAUUCACUGAACUGUUAUCAGAUAUAGGGUUUGUAAGGGAGGGACUCAGAGCAAGAGAAAUUGAGAAAAGGGCCCAAGGAGGAGAUGGUGUCCUGGAUGCCACAGGAGAGGAGGCAAACUCUAAUGCAGAGAACCCCAAGCUGAUAUCAGCCGUGCUGUGUGCUGCUCUGUAUCCAAAUGUAGUGCAGGUGAAGACCCCAGAAGGAAAAUUUCAGAAGACCAGUACUGGAGCUGUCAGAAUGCAACCAAAAUCAACUGAGUUGAAGUUUGUCACCAAGAAUGAUGGCUAUGUACACAUUCACCCUUCAUCAGUGAACUAUCAGGUCAGACAUUUUGACAGCCCCUACCUGUUGUACCAUGAGAAGAUCAAAACUAGUCGCGUUUUCAUCCGAGAGUGCAGCAUGGUGUCCGUGUACCCGCUGGUCCUGUUUGGGGGGGGCCAAGUGAAUGUGCAGCUUCAGAGGGGAGAGUUUGUGGUCUCCUUGGAUGACGGGUGGAUCCGUUUUGCUGCUGCUUCCCAUCAGGUGGCUGAGUUAGUAAAGGAACUUCGGGGCGAACUUGACCAGCUCCUCCAGGAUAAAAUAAAAAACCCCAGCAUAGACCUGUGUACUUGUCCUCGAGGCUCCCGGAUCAUCAGCACGAUUGUGAAACUUGUCACCACACAAUAGAGACUCCCGAGGUGGGGCUUGCUGCUCACCCGACUUCACUCAGCGCUUCUACCUCAGACUGCAAGGAAGGCCUGAGCUGGGGCCACCAGGGAGGGAGGCCCGCACCCCGAGGGUCCUGGGCGCUCACAGCACACUCGGCAGAGUCAGGGAGGCCCUGGGAGGCCGCCUCGCCUCGCCUGUCUGUGCCCUGUCUGUGCCUUCCACUGUUCCGGGCAGCGGGCAGCGAAUGAGGUUCACCCGAAUACACAAAGUGAAUGUUUAAUACAAUUGUUUUAACCUAUGUAUCCUUUUCCUCCUGCCUUUUAUGAUGUAUGUAUAUACAUAAUCUAUGUAUCUUUUCUCCUGUUUUUGUAUCAGGCAUGAGGAGAAAUAGUUGUGUUUUUUUCCUGUAAUAAUAAAAAUUCAAUUGGGAGAAGUUACAACAGAGAAGGAAAAACAAAAAAUCAUGUGGGUAAGAAAAAUACAUUUCAUUUUAGGCUGUCAGCUAUUGAAUAAACUUGACCUGUGAAGGGUU
This is a messenger RNA of Cavia porcellus (domestic guinea pig), 4807 nucleotides long. It is a transcript of the gene Dhx57, whose product is annotated as DExH-box helicase 57. Gene Ontology annotation, cellular component: intracellular anatomical structure. Lineage: Eukaryota; Metazoa; Chordata; Mammalia; Rodentia; Caviidae. The record is from RefSeq and is a predicted model, not a curated record. The coding region runs from base 145 to 4293 and encodes 1382 amino acids. Gene Ontology annotation, molecular function: protein binding; RNA binding; helicase activity. The transcript is spliced from 24 exons.